Molecule: messenger RNA, 1284 nt
Organism: Wasmannia auropunctata (little fire ant)
Lineage: Eukaryota; Metazoa; Arthropoda; Insecta; Hymenoptera; Formicidae
Gene: fbp
Product: fructose-1,6-bisphosphatase 1
Exons: 4
Coding region: 158-1162 (334 amino acids)
Biological process (GO): fructose 6-phosphate metabolic process; fructose metabolic process; fructose 1,6-bisphosphate metabolic process
Cellular component (GO): cytoplasm; cytosol
Molecular function (GO): fructose 1,6-bisphosphate 1-phosphatase activity
Source: RefSeq, a predicted model, not a curated record
AUGCCGCUUUCACACUGUCGCGAUAACGUGCCCGCCGACCAGCUCGGGAUCUUAUAUAACGCGGCGCCUCCAAAUCGUCGCUUUCAGUCUCCGCCGGGACAGCCUCGUUCUCUAACGUUCGUUUGCCAGCUGCUCGAUCAGGGGGAACCGCGCCGCGAUGUCAUCGAAUAACACGAUCAUGGAUUCGGACUGCAUGACACUGACCAGAUUCGUGCUGGCGGAGCAGCGCAAGGUGCCAACGGCGACCGGCGAUCUCACGCAGCUGUUGAAUAGCAUACAGACCGCCGUAAAGGCUGUCAGCUCGGCCGUGAGGAAGGCCGGUAUCGCUAAUAUGUACGGCAUCGCUGGCAACACCAAUAUUCAGGGCGAGGAAGUCAAGAAGCUGGACGUUCUGAGCAACGAGCUCUUCAUCAACAUGCUAACGUCCUCCUUCACCACGUGCGUGCUCGUGAGCGAGGAGAACCAGCAUGCCAUCGAGGUGGAAACGGAGAAGAGCGGCAAAUAUGUCGUGUCUUUCGACCCGCUCGACGGCUCGUCCAACAUCGACUGCCUGGUCUCGGUGGGCUCGAUCUUUGGAAUUUACAAAAAACGAUCCGGGGAAUCCACGCUGCAGGCCGCGCUGCAACCGGGACGGAACUUGGUCGCGGCCGGCUACGCUCUGUACGGCUCGGCGACUAUGAUCGUGCUCUCGAUCGGCCACGGUGUCAAUGGAUUCACGUACGAUCCGGCCAUCGGGGAAUUUAUACUGACCGAGAAGAACAUGCGUAUGCCCGACAGAGGCAAUAUAUAUAGUAUUAAUGAAGGCAACGAGAGCACGUGGGACUCGUCUAUUAAGGAAUAUAUACAUUCCAAGAAGUAUCCCGCAGCCGGGAAGCCCUACAGUGCCAGAUACGUGGGCUCCAUGGUCGCCGACGUACACAGAACAAUUAAGUACGGCGGUAUCUUCUUAUAUCCCGCGAGCAAGAGCAAUCCCAACGGCAAGCUACGACUUCUGUACGAGUGCAUACCGAUGGCUUUCAUAGUCGAGAAAGCCGGCGGUCUGGCGACAAACGGGAAAAUUGACAUUCUAGACAUCGUGCCGGAAAACAUUCAUCAGAGAUCGCCCAUUUUCUUGGGCUCCAAAGACGACGUCAACGACGUAAUGGCGUUUAUAAAAAAAUAAGGCCGAGCGAUGAGAACGAAGAAUCUCUUCCAAGUACCUACACACACUCGAGCGUCCACACAUCUUUUCUACAAUGGAUUGUUAUUUUACAUUUUACGCAAUAAAUUUAAUUUUUUAUUGAA